UCGUGGUGUGUGGGGUGGAAGAAAAUUGAAUCGAAUUUUGGGGCGAGGAUUGAUUCCGGUGCCAACGGCUUCGACGACCGUCGAUGAAUCCUCUACUGCCGCCAGGACCGGCGGAUCUGAAGGAGUUGACGUCGAGAUGCAUCGAUCGAAGCUACGACUCGUUGUACAAUCUCACCACGUCCCUGCCAAACACCGCGUCGGAAGAGCGCCGGGGCGUUGCUCUCAAACAACUCCAGGACACACACGCGGUAUUCAAGAAGCUACUGGUGCUCACGCGAUGGUCGGUGCAAAGCCCACUCGCUGACAAGUGUGCGGAACUGCUUCAAGAAGCACAGACGUUCCAAGACCAAGCGAACGAGACAAACGACCGGCUGUAUUUCCUCCACCGCGACCUCGACCGCGCCAAGGAACGGCAGUACGACUUGACCACCGCGAUCGAUGUGCUUUAUGGCGGCACGUAUACGAGGUUGCCUCGUGUCAUCAACUACGCGAUGCAUCCGCGCGAAUUCCCGCCGGUGGAUGAGGAAACGAGCAUUGCCGAGCUGGACGCGGUCCUUCGGUUUCGCCUCAUCGAAGAAACCAUUCCCGACAAGUUUACGCACAUCGACGUGCACGAAGGGUUCGUAACGGCCGGCACGUCCGGCGAGUUUGAGAUGGUGUUCACCGUGGACGGAACCAAACCGGAUAGUCUGUGGCUCGUCGCGAGUGUCCAAACUGUGCUCACCGACCCGGUCGCCCAGGCGACAUUCAAGCAUUUGGCGAGCACGUCGAGCCUGCGCAUCAUCCAAAGCAAUGCGCCCACGGACGUCCAUUACAUGCAGCUCAAGAUCCUCAUCCAGAAGCGGCUCAACCAGUCGGCCACGCCGCUCCUCGACGCGUGCAACAUCAUGAGCGACUUCUGCUGCAGCCUCGCGCUGCGCAUCCUCCAUGCGCAGGGCCAGCUCCUCGUCGACACGCGAUGGCCCCACGGCGUGUCCUUUCUCCACCAGGACCACCACGACACCGCCACACUGGACAUUGUGUACUGGACCGACGCGACCGCGCCAUACGUUGCCGCGUCGACGCCUGGAACAUUUUCGCUCGAAGAAAUGCGCAACCGGAUGCAUCCGGAUGCGUUGCGGUAUCCUGCCGCGGGCUGCUGCGUGCGGCUUCAACCCAACACAACCAAAGACAAGGCCACCGUGGGUCUGUUCUCUCUGCAGCUGUUUCCGGCGCCGCCGUCCAUGCUGCUCCAGCGGUACCCGGCGCUGGUCCCCGAAGCUCUGGCCGUGCCUACCAACUUGUAUGGCCUCAGCGCCGAUCACUUUCUAUUGGGUGCGAUGGACGUCCACGCGGCGUCGGCGCUGUUCUGCCUCGAACAGCAUCUGCUUGUUCAAACGAAUACAGACCAAGAAGAGGAUGAUGGCGCCGAGCUGCGGUGGCUCACGACGGGCGAACGUGUGCGCGUGACGCGGUCGUCCCCGAGGAACUUGCGGAUCGCGCGCGUCGACAGCUCGGGCCGCGCGCCGCUCGAGGUGUCGUGGGACAUGCGCACGGGUCGAUUUGGGGUGUUUUGCUUGGCCCAGGCUUCGUCCGUGGCGGCCGCGGUCGCGCACUUGGAAACGUUGCUGCACACUACCGUCAAAGUGCAGUUGCCGGGGGUGACAGUUGCCGGUGAGUUUGCUCUGGUGUUUGCCAGCAACGAUGACGUGGCGGCGGCGGUGGCGGCCGUGCUGCGUCUCGUGGUCGCGUUCGAGCUCGAGGCGUUUGCAUCGGGGUGCGCCAACCUGCCCGUGGUCCGCGUCCGCGACCGGCAUGCCGCCGCCGUCGACGCCGCGGGCGUGGCUUCCGACGCCGUGUUUGUCGAACUCGUCCGGGGAAAAGAUGCGACAGUGUAUUUGGUCGUGGAGCUAGACACCGUUGCCGACACGACACUCGACAAGGCGAGAAAACGGCGACGACGGUGUCGCAGACGGGACUCCGACGGGUUAUUUUCGCUAGGCCCGCCUGCGUUUUCAAUUUUGCACGUCGUGGACGAACCCCACCGACCGAGUGCAUCGUCGUCGUCGUCGGUUCGAUGCUUGGAACGCCUACCCACCCCCGGGUACGUUGGCACUAAGAAGCGAAAGCGCCGCGACGUGCCGUCGUUGUCGGCGCUGCUGCUUGACAUGGCCGCGGUGGGCCGCCAGCGCGCGCAGUGGCACCUCCUGGACGCAUUUGCGACAAAGUACAACGUACUGCUCACGACAAACUCGACAUUGUCCACCACCACCGACGAUGGGUCCGUCGAGCUGGCUUCUUCAACUCCAUCAUCAUCAUCAUUGUGGACCGUGUCAUGCCCGUUUCCAGACCGCCUUCACACGGCGCCGCACGUGGAUGUCCACCGGUUAGAAGCGCGAGUUUUUCCCGAUAGCUCGGUCGAAGUCACAGUGCACGUGGGGUCGUCUCCGUUUGCGUACAUUUCCCCCCAGGGGUCCUUGAGUGGAGGACGAGGAGGGGGUCGGGGGUCGUUUGUGGCGACUGCGCUACCCACCGGCGACUUGGUGUACCGUCGACGUUGGACAAACCAAAAGUUCCAGCUUCCGUUGAUGGACGUGGUUGUGGCCAACGUGAUGCUGCAUGUGAAACCGAUGGCCGAGCUGGGCCGCCGACUCGAACGCACGCUCUUGUCGUCGCUGAAUGCCGACGGAGUGGGGCAGAUUUACGCCGAGCGCGCCGACCCGUUCAAGUUUACGCUGGCGUGUCGCGGGUGGUUGCCUCGUUGUCAAUCAUCGUCAUCGCAGAGUUUGAUGAUCUGCGACGACGUGAUUAUGCGCGUCCAUGUCGAACACAAAGUGAUGCACCAGUAUCCCCGCGGGGCGUUUGUGCUGACGACCGCCCCCAGCCACGCGCUCUUGCCGUUUCUCCAAGACGCGCUCAACACCCACAAGUCCACGGCGCAACUGGUCGAAGUACUCGAACGCACCGCGGUGCCCCUCGUCAUGCUCUCUCGCGCAUUGACGGCGGCGUACCCGGCGGCGGUUGUACCGUCCAACUUUGUGCUCGUGCCUCGGUCCCAGACCCAUCUUCGUCUCACGUAUGCCGACCGGUGCGCCGUCGACGUGGUCUUCCUCGCGGAUCAAAAGAUCAACGUCCGCAGCGCACCGUCCAGCUUGGUGCCCGUGCCCAGCUGUGCCAUGGCUGGGGGACUACUUCUCGACCACGCGUCCUUCUACGACACGGUGCGCCGCUCCCUCGUCCCAGAAAUGGCGGCCUUGUGAGAAAUCCUAUAACUACUACUACUACUACUACUAC
Messenger RNA from Aphanomyces astaci, 3273 nucleotides. RefSeq lists its product as hypothetical. Gene Ontology annotation, cellular component: mediator complex; core mediator complex. NCBI's taxonomy places the organism in Eukaryota, Oomycota, Saprolegniomycetes, Saprolegniales, Verrucalvaceae. Gene Ontology annotation, biological process: regulation of transcription by RNA polymerase II. Bases 84 to 3239 code for a protein of 1051 amino acids. The transcript has 2 exons. Gene Ontology annotation, molecular function: transcription coregulator activity. The record is from RefSeq and is a predicted model, not a curated record.